AGGUCAGGGGGUUCAAGGCCCGCUCUCAGCAAUGCCUCCUCUGGCCAGGUUUCUGUAGACCCACCCCGUGCCAUGGCAGCCUACCUACUUCGCAUCUGUGCCCUCUUCCUGAUCUUGCUUGACAUAGCCCAAGGCUCUAGGGGCCCUGUGGCACCCAACCAGCCCUUCAUCACCAUCUGGAAUGCAGACACCCAGUGGUGCCUGGAAAAGCAUGGCGUGGAUGUGGAUGUCAGUGUCUUUGAUGUGGUGGCCAACCCGGAGCAGACCUUCCGCGGCCCUGACAUGACCAUCUUCUACAGUGACCAGCUGGGCACCUACCCCUACUACACACCUGCUGGGGAGCCUGUGUUUGGUGGCCUACCCCAGAACGCUAGCCUGGAUACUCACCUGGCCCGCACAUUCCGGGACAUCCAGGCUGCCAUACCUGCACCUGACUUCUCAGGGCUAGCGGUCAUUGACUGGGAGAAAUGGCGCCCACGCUGGACCUUCAAUUGGGACACCAAGGACAUUUACCGGCAGCGCUCACGGGCACUAGUACAGACACAGCACCCUGACUGGCCAGCUCCUCGGGUGGAGACAGCAGCCCAGGACCAGUUCCAGGGGGCUGCGCAGGCCUGGAUGGCAGGCACUCUCCAGCUGGGGCAGGCACUACGUCCUCGUGGCCUCUGGGGCUUCUACGGCUUCCCUGACUGCUACAACUAUGACUUUCUAAGCCCCAAUUACACAGGCCAGUGCCUACCAGACAUCCGUGCCCAGAACGACCUGCUAGGGUGGCUGUGGGGCCAGAGCGAUGCCCUCUACCCUAGCAUCUACAUGCCUGCAGCGAUGGAAGGCACAGGGAAGGCACAGAUGUAUGUGCAGCACCGUGUGGGUGAGGCAUUCCGCGUGGCUAUGGCUGCCGGGAACCUCACUUUGCCAGUGCUGCCCUAUCUCCAGAUCUUCUAUGACAAGACAAACCGCUCUCUGCCCCUGGAGGAGCUGGAGCACAGCCUGGGGGAAAGUGCAGCUCAGGGGGCAGCAGGAGUGGUGCUCUGGGUCAGUUCGGAAAACACAAGAACCAAGGAAUCAUGCCAGGCCAUCAAGGAGUAUGUGGACACCACACUGGGGCCCUUCAUCCUUAAUGUGACCAGUGCAGCUCUUCUCUGCAGUCAAGUCCUGUGCUCUGGCCAUGGCCGCUGUGCCCGUCGCCCAAGCCACCCUGAGGCCCUCCUCAUCCUCAACUGCAUCAGUUUCUCCAUUCAGCUGACACCUGGUGGUGGACCUCUGACCCUGCAGGGUGCCCUCUCACUUGAGGAUCGGGUGCAAAUGGCUGUGGAGUUCAAAUGUCGCUGCUACCCUGGCUGGCGGGGAGCAUGGUGUGAGCAGCAGAGCAGGUGGUGAGUGGUCACACACAGGGUUGCAUACACUGAGCAUCUAAUGCACUCGGGUCUGACCACAGCUUCCUCAAAUACAGGCACAGUCACACAGGUCAUGGUCACAGUCAGAAUAAUAUUCAGCCACCGUCUUGGGCACAUGCCCUGCACACACAUGCACAUUGAUUACAGACCAGGAUAGUCUCAUGAGGAGUUAGAACCAUGGAAGACACCAUCCACUGCAUGUCCAAAUGCAUGUACUUGGCAGGGUCACAGACAAUCCUCCAGAGAUACUGAGCCCAUCUUUGAACUGCGGCAAUCACAAAAGAUGACAUUCGCUGAACACCUACUCUUUGCCAAGCCAUGUGCUAAGCACUUUAAGCAGUAUACCUCAUUCAGUCCUCACAAGGAGGCUGUGAGGAAACCGAGGCACCCACAGGGAGGGUAAGCACUUUGCCCAAGGUCGCACAGCAAGAAAAGGGAGAAGCUGAUUCAAACCCAGGCUGUUUGGCUCCAGAGGUAGAGCCCUGGCAGUCGUACUGUGUGUUGAUGGUAACCAGCCCUGCACGACCCCUGAAUCCACUGAGAGGCACCAGCUUCACAAAGCCCAGCAAAUAAAGCAGUCAUGAUUUACUUA
This is a messenger RNA of Galeopterus variegatus (Sunda flying lemur), 1989 nucleotides long. RefSeq names its product hyaluronoglucosaminidase 1 (gene HYAL1). Lineage: Eukaryota; Metazoa; Chordata; Mammalia; Dermoptera; Cynocephalidae. The transcript is spliced from 3 exons. Gene Ontology annotation, molecular function: hyalurononglucosaminidase activity. Gene Ontology annotation, biological process: hyaluronan catabolic process; carbohydrate metabolic process. Bases 73 to 1380 code for a protein of 435 amino acids. The record is from RefSeq and is a predicted model, not a curated record.